AUGAGACCGGCGUUUGUAGACUUCAAAUACAUACUAAACACAUCUCUGGAGAAUAUCACUUACAUCCCGACCCUAUAUUCCGCGGUAGGACUUUUGCACAGGUAUGUGAACCGACAGAUCACAGUCAUAAUUGUGUUGAUUAUGAUGAAUGUGUUCAACACACUGAUGCCAUUCUCGCAACACUUGUGGCAGUUAUACACCUGUGCUGUCAUACUGGGCAUAACUGCCGGCGCGUGGCUCACGGCCUACAACGUGUGGCUCAUUGAGAUAUGGCAGGAGAAGGCCGUCCGGGUAUUGCUAUUCUCGCAGCUCAUGCACGGGUUGGGACAGUUCGCUGGCGAACAGCUCGACAGACCCUACCUGACCGGUGAACACACGAUAACUACCAGCGCUCUGCCACUCAAUUCGACGGAAACUUCAUUACAAACAUUACUGAAUAACACAAUAUUCAACGCGACUAACGGUGCGAUGGAUUUGGAUGAGAGGCGCGCCAAACUGGUGGUGCCUUUUAUG
Messenger RNA from Oppiella nova, 513 nucleotides. The record is from the annotation of a GenBank genome assembly. NCBI's taxonomy places the organism in Eukaryota, Metazoa, Arthropoda, Arachnida, Sarcoptiformes, Oppiidae.